Molecule: messenger RNA, 3774 nt
Organism: Closterium sp. Yama58-4
Lineage: Eukaryota; Viridiplantae; Streptophyta; Zygnematophyceae; Desmidiales; Closteriaceae
Source: the annotation of a GenBank genome assembly
AUGCUUCGGUUCCUGGGGGCGUUUCUGUACCAGGACACCAGUCUGCUGCAGAAGGUGAGGGAGGCGUCUCUGCUGCCGGCGCUGCAGGCGGUGGUGGCGAGUCCGCCGGUGUGCAUGCAGCUGUGGGAGGUGCUGGCCUGCCUGCCCUUCCAGGAGCGCUACCGCCUCUAUGGCGAGUGGGAGCGGGAGAACGAGACCAACCCCCUAGUGCUCGCUGCCCGGCAGAUUGCACGGCUGGACACACGGCGCACGCUGAAGCGGCUGGCGAAGGAGAAUCUGAAGCCGACGGGGCGCAUGGUGGCGAAGUUGGCGCACUCCAACCCGCUCACCGUGCUGCGGACCAUCGUGGUGCAGGUGGAGGCAUACAAGGAGAUGAUCCCGCCUGUCGUCGAUGCCUUCAAGUACUUCAACCAGCUGGAGUUUGACAUUCUCGAGUACGUGGUGAUAGAGCGACUGGCACUGCAGCGCAGCACCAUCAAGGAGGACGGACUCAACAUCGCCGACUGGCUGCAGUGCCUCGCCUCCUUCUGGGGCUCUGUCUGCAAGAAGUACCCUCUGGUGGAGCUGCGAGGGCUGCUAAGCUAUCUGGUGAAUCGGCUGCACCAAGGGGAGGCGGUGGAGCUGGUGCUGCUGCAGGAGCUGAUGGAGCAGAUGGCUGGCAUCGAGUCAAAUGAGAACCUCACAGAGGAGCAGCUUGAGUCACUGGCUGGCGGGGAGACCCUCCGGCAGCUCACUGCUAGCUUCGGGCAGGACAAGAACAACAAGGCAAUGGCGCGGUCCAUGGGGCGGCUGAAGGACUCUCUGCUGCCGGGCAAGGGCGAGCCGAACCUGGCUGUGCCGCUGCUGGUGCUCAUUGCCAGGCAGCGAUCCAACAUCGUAUUCGAGGCAGAGGGAUCACACAUCAAGCUACUCAGCGAGCACUUCGACCGCUGCCACCUCAUCAUGCUACAGUACGCGCAGUUCCUCUCCGCCGCCCUCUCGCCGCCCGCCGCGUACGCCGCCUUCGUCCCGACCCUGCACGCGCUCUCCCAGCGCUUCCACAUGCCGCCCGAAGCCGCCUUCCUCUUCUACCGCCCGGUGCUUCGCCUCUUCAAGCCCUGCCCUGAUUCCCCCGUGUCCUGGCCGGCUCUUGCUGCUGGGGGUGUGCACUGGAGGGACGUGGUGGAGUGGGUCCGAAACAUGCCGCCCGCAGCAGCGUGGCGGGGCCUGUCGCCGCCCUUCUACCUGCUCUUCUGGGGGCUGUCGCUCUGCGACCUGCAUGUGCCACGGCAGCGGUACGAGGCCGAGAUGGCCAAGCAGAGGGCGUUGCUGCGCUCCCUCGAGGACAUUGGGGACUCCUCAGGAUCAGCCAUCCAGAAGCGCAAGAAGGAGAAGGAACGUGUGCAGGAGCUGUUGGACCGGCUCUCAGCCGAGCUGGCUCGGCAGCAGGCUCGGGUCGAGGCAGUGCAGCGGCGGCUGGUUCGGGAUCGGGCACGCUGGCUGAGCCCUGCAGCCGUGCCGGACAGCUGGCGCAUCGUGCCGUGCUUCCUGCACCACUGCGUCAUUCCGAGGGUUCUGAUGAGCCCGGAGGAUGCAGUCUAUUGCGCCAAGUUCAUCCUCCGCAUGCAUGCGGCGGCCACCCCGCAGUUCUGCACGUUCCAGAUGGUGGACGCCUUUGUUUGCAAGAGCUUCCACCCGCUGCUCGCCAGCUCCUCUGAAGCCGAGGCGGGCCGCCUGGGGCGGUUCGUGCUGGAGAUUCUGCAGGCCAUCUACCGGUGGAAGAGCGAUGCAGGGGUGUACAACGCGGAGUGUCUGGAGCACCCCGGGUCAUCCAAGAGUGUGAUGAAGAAACCCAACAACAACAUGACGCUCGACCAGUUCCGCACGAUCAACUGGAAGUGGAACGCGAAGCUAGUGAAGGUGCUGUCCACCCUGCUCGAGUCCACCGAGUACAUGCACAUUCGCAACGCCCUCACACUGCUAUCCCGCGUCUCUGCCGUCUUCCCCGUCACCAAGCGCGGGGGACUCGUGCUCGAGCGCAAGCAUCUCAUGAUCUCAUUGUUCCAUCACACGGCCAUGCCAUCAUGCCAUCAUCUCGUCAUGUCAUGCCAUCAUCUCGUCAUGUCAUGCCAUCAUCUCGUCAUGUCAUGCCAUCAUCUCGUCAUGACAUGCCAUCAUCUCGUCAUGUCAUGCCAUCAUCUCGUCAUGUCAUGCCAACAUCUCGUCAUGCCAUCAUCUCGUCAUGUAAAUCGCCUCAAGGCAGAGGAGCGCCAGGAUUUGAAACUCAUGGCCACCAGUGUGUCGGCUGCACUCAAUGCCAAGAAGGGGGUGGGGCGGAAGGGGACAGGGGGAGGGAUGAAGAGAUGGAAACUAAGGGAGGGAGGAGAGUUGAGGAAGGGAGGGAGGGGAAAGAAGGAGAGGGAGAGGGAGAGGGAGAGAAGAGGGUCUGGUGGGGGUGGUAGGCACGAAGAAAGGGCAGGGAGGGAGCGAGGAGGCGAGGAGGAGGGAGGGUUUGAAUCAGGCAAAGGGAAGGGUGGGAAGUUGGGCGUGGGGGGUGAGGGUGCGAACCACAGGGAGGGCUUGGGUGCAGGUGGGUCUGGUAGGAGAGUGUAUGAGGAGAAAGAGGAGCAUGAGGCUGGGGAGGGUGUGUCUGAUCGCAAAGGGGACAGGGAGAGGGAGAAGGAGAGGGAAAGGGAUAAGGGGAGGGAGAGAGAGCGAGGGCAGGUUGAUAGCACCCCAGAGAGGGAGGUGAAGGAGGAGAGAGUGGGGGGCCAUGAGAGGGAGCCUGAGCAUCUGAAGGAGAGGGACAGGGAGUGGGAGCACGAGAGGGAUGGGGGGAGAGAGAGGGAGCAUGAGCGAUCAACUGUGAAAGAGAGACUGGGUGAGCGCGGCAGAAGUGGGAGGGAGAGGGGAGAGAGGGGGGAGAGAGUGGGUGGCAAGGAGGAGGAGCGGGGAGUGGAGCAGGAGCGUGUGUAUGAGAAGGAACGUGGGGAGAGAGAGCGUGGGGAGAGAGAGCGUGGUGAGAAGGGUGAGAAGGAGCGUGGAAUCUUCCCAGAGCGGAGCAUUGAGAGGGGAGGGGGUAUUCGUGUGGUGGUGAGGGAUGUGGCCGAGGAGGGGCGGGAGGAGGGGCAUGCACAGAGGCAUGGAGCAGGGCAGGGGCUUCGUCACUCGCUUGUGGUCGGUGUAACUGCACCUGCACCUGCUGGAAGAAUCAUUCAUGAGCCUCUCUCCCUACCUGCGCAGCUGGCUCCUACGAGCUCCUCGGCUGCUCUCCCUGCAAAGCGAAGGAAAAUCAAGCGGGAUCAGAGCCUCAUGCAGCCGCAUGGGGAUGCCAUGCAUUCGCCAGGCGUUUCCGGCCCGCCUGUGGCUAGCAUUGCAGCAGGUGGGCCGUCAGCGAUGCCCAUGCCGCUUGCUCCGCCGUUCCACUCAGGCGGGGUUCACCCGUCGCGUUCCCCUGCUGUGGUUAUGGCGGCUGGGGGUGGGCAUCGUGGUGGGCCGAUGCUGCAUGUGACUUCAACGCUUGAUGACCGUGCGGACAGGCGGUGGAUUGCUGAUGGUGGCGGCGGUGGCGGAGGUGGGGGCAGGAGAAGUGGUGAGGUUGAGUUGCCACCACCUUCACGAGGCGCAGGGCCUGCUAGGAGCUCCAGACUUGCUGGCAGGCUUGGGGAGCAGGAUGGUGGAGCGGGAGGGAGCUAUGAACGUAGCGGUCCUGGUCAAGGAGGGGGGAUGCGGGACGAGUCGUGGGAUGGCGACAAGGCGCGAAGGGAUGGUCGCAUGAGUAACAGACGCCAUUGA